Messenger RNA from Vicia faba (fava bean), 1740 nucleotides. The record is from the annotation of a GenBank genome assembly. Lineage: Eukaryota; Viridiplantae; Streptophyta; Magnoliopsida; Fabales; Fabaceae.
AUGGAGACUGAGGAACGUGAGCUUAUUGAUUUGAACAGCAACCAGAGUAACUGUGGUGGGAAUGAUAGCAAGAGCGGUGAUGGAUUCAUUGACAGGAGUAAAGUUAGAAUUUUGCUUUGUGAUAACGAUUCCAAGAGUUCAGAAGAGGUUUUUACUCUUCUUUUGAAUUGCUCUUAUCAGGUUACGUCUGUAAAAUCAGCAAGGCAAGUGAUUGAUGCAUUGAAUGCAGAAGGGCAAUACAUAGACAUCAUACUAGCUGAAGUCGACCUUCCAAUAAAAAAGGGAAUGAAGAUGUUGAAGUACAUAGCACGGGAUAAAGAAUUGCGCCGAAUCCCUAUUAUAAUGAUGUCUGCACAAGAUGAGGUACCAAUUGUUGUAAAGUGCUUGAGGCUUGGAGCAGCAGAUUAUCUAGUAAAGCCUUUACGUACUAAUGAGCUAUUAAAUUUGUGGACACACAUGUGGAGAAGGAGACGCAUGCUUGGACUUAUAGAGAACAACAUCGUGAAUUAUGAUUUUGAUCUGGUAGCAUCAGACCCAAGUGAUGCCAAUACAAAUAGUACCACCCUGUUCUCUGAUGACACAGAUGACAGGUCCAAAAGAAACACUAAUCCAGAGCCUGGAAUUUCAAUCCAACAAGAACACGAGGAUAGCAUUGCCACCGAUGCUGCUGUUAUUGAGGAACUUCCAUAUGCUAGUCUAUCAGAAUAUCAGCCCGAUGUACCAGGAAUUAGUGAUCGAAGAACAGGUUCUUCAGGACAGCAUCCGCCAUGCAACAAAGUUACGAAUGGUGGAUUUGAUGGUCCAAAGAAGAGUGAACUAAGAAUUGGAGAGUCAUCAGCCUUUUUCACUUAUGUCAAAGCAGCAACAACAACAAAGAGCAACUUCGAAGAGAUUGUGCAUGUUGAAGAUGAUAGUACUUCACAAGGGGUGGAAGAUAUGAAUCAAGUGUAUUCUCAACAAGGGGGUAAUGACCUUCAAAGACAUGAAAUUGGAGAAAUGAUUGAAAGUUGUUCACAAGAUGACUUACCCAGAAGCAAUAGUAUACCUGAUUCUUUCUCUAUCGAGAGAUCGUGUACCCCGCCUGUAUCAAUGGAGGUUUCACAACAAAAUAAUCAUUACGAGAAAGAACAUCAUCCACAGGGUGUGGUUCAUCCAAGAAGUGGAAGUUAUGGUUCUGAGCUCAACCCACCGAGCAUGCCUUCUCAACAUGCUUAUCCGUAUUAUAUACCAGGAGUUGUUAAUCAUGUUAUGAUGCCGUCAUCAGCACAACUGUAUCAAAAUAAUAUCCAGGGUCUUCAGAAUCAUACUAGUUCAUCUAUGAUUGCCCAGUACAGUCAUCUUCCCCAAUGUCCACCUCAUGCAACUGGGAUGACACCCUACCCGUAUUUUCCAAUGAGUAUUUGUUUACAAACUGGUCAGGUUUCUGCAACUCAUUCAUGGCCGUCAUUAGGAAGUUCAACUCCAUGUGAAGCAAAGUUGAGCAAAGUUGAUAGGAGAGAAGCAGCAUUAAUGAAGUUUAGACAGAAAAGAAAAGAGCGCUGCUUUGAUAAGAAAAUUAGGUAUGUCAAUCGAAAACAACUUGCAGAAAGGCGGCCUCGUGUUAGGGGACAGUUUGUCAGAAAGUUGAAUGGUAUUAAUGUGGAUCUAAAUGGACAACCUGCUUCCACCGACUAUGAUAAUGAUGAUGAUGAGGAGGAAGAAAACAAUGGCGUGAGAGAUUCAUCUCCUAAGAAUGCUUGA